AUGGCCGCAGCAGCCAAGCGGAGAGCCAGCAACAUUCGGGUGGCUGUUCGCUGUCGGCCCUUCAAUGCUCGAGAGCGGGCAGAGGGGGCCGUCAAGAAUGCCCUGGCCUGUGAUGAGACUUCGAUCCAGGUGAUGGAGUGCACGCGGCUGCCGAAGGAGUUCAACUACGACCAUGUCUUUGGAUGUGCAGAUACUCAGGAGGUGGUGUUCCAGGCAGUCGGCCUGCAUCUGCUGGAGAACGCCAUGAAUGCGUACAACGGGUGCAUCUUCGCUUAUGGUCAGACGGGCUCGGGCAAGAGUCACUCCAUCAUGGGCGAUGUGGACAGCAAGGUCGAACAGGGCAUCCUUCCGCGGGCCUGCAUCCGCUUGUUCUCCAUGCUGGAAGAUCGUCGUCAGGAGAAGGGCUUCGAGGCAACAGUUCUCGCAAGUUAUCUGGAGAUCUACAAUGAGAAGAUCUUCGACUUGCUGACAGGCGGUCACCCCGGAGAACUGCAAGUGCGAAACCACCCCGAGCUGGGCCCUAUCGUCCCUCACCUCACGGAGUGUCCAGUGGAGAGCUUCGAAGAGGCGUACGAGCUGCUGGACUUUGGCGCCAAGCGCCGGGCAGUGGCUGCCACACAGAUGAAUGCGACGUCUUCCAGGUCACACGCAGUCUUCACCUUGCAGGUGCGGAUGGUUAUGGCGAAGCCAGGCGGCCGCAUCGAAAGCCAGGCAAAGAUCCACUUUGUGGACCUCGCCGGCAGCGAGAGGCAAAAGAAAUCUGGCGCGGCCGGAGAGCGGCUCAAGGAAGGCAUUGGCAUCAAUCUGUCCCUGACGACCUUAGGAAGAGUCAUCUCUGAGUUGGCAAAGCCCGGGGCGAGGAGCGUUCCCGCCUUUCGGGACUCGAAGUUGACCCUUCUGCUCAAGGACGCCCUGAUGGGCAACAGCCGGACCGAGCUGCUGGCCUGCGUCAGCCCCUCGAGCUUCAACCUCGAGGAGACCGUGAGCACCCUGGAGUUCGCUUCGCGAUGCAAGUUGGUAAAGACGAGUGCCAUGAAGAACGAGCAGAGCAAGGCUAAGCCCGCCCUGCCAUUUGAGAAGCGGGGUUUCGGGUUUCGACUUGGCUUCUCCGGUGAAAGGGAAGGGCACUACCUGAUAUCGACUGAGCAGUGGCCCCGGCAUUACUUCCGGCUCGUCAAGGACGAGUUCAGUAGCUACCUGCACGUCGUCGGCAAGCGUGGCGAGCCUGGCAAAGCAGGGCAGUUCGUCAUCGAGGACUGGAUGCCUAGUGAAGCCGAGGGCCUCCUUGUGGCGAAUGAGAGAUUGGACCAUCAAACUGCAGGGUUUAGGGUUUACGGUUUAGGCCACAGGUGA
Molecule: messenger RNA, 1353 nt
Organism: Symbiodinium sp. CCMP2592
Lineage: Eukaryota; Dinophyceae; Suessiales; Symbiodiniaceae
Source: the annotation of a GenBank genome assembly